UUCUGUGCUCGCGACCGCCGUCCAGGCAUACGUCACCCUUCCUCUGCGCCCGGUCACAAGCCAUGAAGGCUCGUAUAUCAAGGGCCUGCCGGAUGCUGACCGCGCGCGCGGGGUCCAAUUUCAGGCGCGAGACACGACCGAAUACGCAGGUAUCAUCGCAAAGAGCCUGGGAUAUAUGCAGUACACCGUUGAGGUUGGCGUGGGCAACCCUCCGACGUUUUACAACCUGCUUGUGGACACCGGGAGCGGCAACACCUUUGUAGGCACGGGUAAAAAGUACAAUCGCACAGAAACAAGCAUUCCUCUCGGGUUCAACGUCAGCGUGAAUUCUGGUUCUCACAGCUUCUCGGGAGCGGAGUAUCUUGACCAAGUCAUCAUUGCGCCUGGGGUCUUCCUUAACCAGUCCAUCGGAGUUGCUCUUUCAUGGUCUGGGUUCCCUGAGGGAGUCGACGGGAUCCUUGGUCUAGGCCCUACCGAGCUGACUCGGGGAACAGUUCCAUCCGAUCCAAUCGGAUUGAUUUUUUCGGUUAUGGACACUGCAGUGUACCAGACGAAGAUCACAAACAACAUCCUGGGCAUCUCGUUCGCGCCUUCGACGAACUACACUCAAUACAACGGCGAAAUAGGAUACGGUGAUAUUGACACGGAAUUGUUCAACGGCGACAUCACCUAUACGCCUCUCACCACAACUCUUCCCGCCGCAAAAUACUGGGGAAUCAACAUCAUCAGCUCGACCUACGGAACUACACCCGUGUUCACCGAGUCCUCGGCUGGAAUUGUCGACACCGGUACCACCCAGGUCCUCCUCGCCGACGACUUCUUCGCCAACUACAUCUCCGCCAUCCCCGGUGCGCACAUAGACAACUCGACCGGCCUGCUCGUCAUUCCCUCCUCCUCCGUGGCCGGCAUCGAGCCCCUCGACUUCACGAUCGGCGGAACGAGCCUCACACUGAGUCCCGACGCGCAGCUGAUCCCGCAGAACCGGAGCGCUGCGUGGGGCGGCAAGCCCGGCGUGCAGUACGGCGCUGUGGGCAGCCUCGGCCGAGCGAGUGGCGAGGGACUUGAUUUUGUGCUCGGGCAGAAGUUCUUGGAGAGAUACUACGCGGUGUUCGACAGGCAGAACAGUAGAGUUGGAUUCGCAUUUACCAACAAUACGUUCGCGACGUACAGUACGAACUAAGGUGGCCCUUGAUAUCGGCUCUAUGUACUUGACAAACUGACAUGAUAGUCGUUUAUGAUGUUGUACUCGGACUUUUAUGGUGAAUCAA
Molecule: messenger RNA, 1268 nt
Organism: Coniophora puteana RWD-64-598 SS2
Lineage: Eukaryota; Fungi; Basidiomycota; Agaricomycetes; Boletales; Coniophoraceae
Product: aspartic proteinase precursor
Exons: 8
Coding region: 176-1180 (334 amino acids)
Biological process (GO): proteolysis
Molecular function (GO): aspartic-type endopeptidase activity
Source: RefSeq, a predicted model, not a curated record